UAUCAUAAUAUAAUAUUCAUAGCCAUUUGGUAGUGACAGUCACUUAUGUGGUAACUAGCGUGUCGAGAGUGGUGGCCAGUUGCAAUAUCGUGGUGAAGUGAGGUGGAUUGUUCCAAGCAACGAAAAUGAAGCUGUUCUGGUGCUGUGUUGCAGCUACAUUACUAGCAUCGGUAGUGCAUGCUGCAAUAGAUGUAGAAAAGACAGUGAAACAAGUGCAAAGCAUACUUAAAUCUAACGACUUACUGCCAAGGUUAAGCAGAGAGGAAAUUUUACAACUACUCAAUGAUAUAAGAGAAGAAGACGCAAAGACAAGUACCACCCCUAAAAUAAAACAAACAACGAUACCUUAUAAAAAUGAAAACGAUAAUGAAGUUGAUUCUGCUACACGACCUCUAGAAUUUAAUUUGGUGGAUGAAAAAGAGCAAUUAGUUUCGGCUACUGCGACGCCGCCUAAAAAAGUGGAGAGCACUACAAAAUCAAGCGGACAAACGUUAACUGUAGUUCUACCAUAUACGCCUAGAGAUGGAUCGUCUUUACAAGAGUUAUAUACACGACCACCGCGUGUUGAAGUUGUACAAGAAAAGGUUACUCCGAAAACGGUUAAAACAGCGAAAUCCAUACAAAAUAAUUUCAAGAGCAACUUGAUAAACAAUGCAAAUGUUGCUAGUAAGCCCAUGAUGGACUUUCCCGCAGAGUUACAAGCCUUUCUGGAUGCCCACGGAUUAAAAGGAAAUCCGGAAAAAGAUCAUUUCCUAUUACCAUUAGAUGGGUUUAAACCUCUCCCUCCUGCUAAAAUCAUAGAUGGUAAUGUGCAAUUACCUGAAAAUAUAUUACUAGCAUAUGAUUUAAUUUCACCCUCUGAUUUGAAAGCAUCAUCUAGCUCAAAAAAUUCUCAAACCAGUUUCUUAUUUGAACCUCUUCGACCGGAGUAUCCAUUUGAAUUAGAAACAUCAGCAUCUGAAUCAAAAGAGGAAGUGUUACCAUUAGAUUUACCAGUCCUCAGAAAGCCAAAAUCCGUAUCUCAACUUAAUUAUGAACCUAUAGAUUACGAUUCCGUUAAAGUUAUUCCUCUUAACUCUGGGCCAAAUCCAAUUGAUCAAGAUAGGGCAUCGUUGGAAAGCGAUCCUAGCAAACGACAGACUAAUGCAACUGAAACAUCAGAAAGUACAACUGUUGUAGAAACUACAACUGUCGCUUCGGACAGUAAAAGUGAUGCGUCCGAUUCGGCAUCAUUAGAAACAGAUGCAGGUGCUUCGAUUUCAGAUCUCGAGGACUCAUUUGGGGGUCCCGUACCGGAACAACCAGGAGAUUCUGUACUGCCACCACCAAAGAAAAAUGGCUUCUAUUGGAUGCUAGAUUGGAAUAGCUUCUUGGAAGUUGGUGACGGUGAUAGCAAAGUAAACAUCCGGUUUGAGCCAAAACUUGGUGACCCGCAAAUGUUUUUGCCUGUCAACGUACCGUGAUUGUAUAAGAGGGAUGAGUAACAUUCUAGUCUAAUGGGUAAAGGUUUUAAAAGUGUAUUUAAAACUUUGAUAGAGUUUAAUAAUGUUAAUUAUUGGUGCAAUGUACAGUCGGAAUAGAUUUGAAUUAAUAAGAUAUUUGUAUUCAAAUAAGAAUGUAAAUAGAUGAUUUGUUGGUGUGAUUGGGAGUGAAAUGCUUUGAUGGAAUGUAAGCAAGCCGGUCACGACUGCUCGACCAAAGCGAGUUAAUGAAAGUGAAUGAAACGAAAUCGUCGCAUCGCGUGCAGCGAUUUAACGACUUAGUGAUAUACCAUUUGUACAGUUUUUAUUUACGUACUUAGCGUAAUAAAUUCUUUAUAACUCUA
Messenger RNA from Colias croceus (clouded yellow), 1825 nucleotides. RefSeq lists its product as uncharacterized. The record is from RefSeq and is a predicted model, not a curated record. Bases 126 to 1463 code for a protein of 445 amino acids. Lineage: Eukaryota; Metazoa; Arthropoda; Insecta; Lepidoptera; Pieridae. The transcript is spliced from 2 exons.